Gymnogyps californianus (California condor) is the source of this 1797-nucleotide messenger RNA. It is a transcript of the gene OTOP2, whose product is annotated as otopetrin 2. The coding region runs from base 1 to 1797 and encodes 598 amino acids. The record is from RefSeq and is a predicted model, not a curated record. Gene Ontology annotation, cellular component: membrane. The transcript is spliced from 6 exons. Gene Ontology annotation, biological process: proton transmembrane transport. NCBI's taxonomy places the organism in Eukaryota, Metazoa, Chordata, Aves, Accipitriformes, Cathartidae. Gene Ontology annotation, molecular function: proton channel activity.
AUGAUCGAAGAGCCCGUGCGGAAGGACAGCGAGAUCGGACACCCCAACUCCAGCAUGGGCUGCGGACACAAGGACGACAAAGCCAGCCUGGCUUCAAGCCAGAUAGCUUCUUUCAGCCACCAACCUCAUCAGCCCCCCGCCACUCCUGCCUCCAAGGAAGUGUGGAAAAAGGGUGGCCGCAUGUUCUCCAUCCUGCUGGCUGUGCACUUAGCUCUGCUGGCCUGCACGCUGGUGAGCAGCGGGGCUUUUGAGAAGAUUGCCGUGCACGAUUACGAUGUCUUCUUCCUGCUGACUGUCAUGAUGCUGAUAGUCAUCAUAUGGAUCAUCUUCUACCUCGUUGGCACUUCCCGGUGCCCAGAUGCCAUCCUCUGCAAAGACUCCCAUGCUGGGCCCAUCUGGCUGAGAGGAGGCCUGAUCCUAUUUGCCAUUUUCAGCCUUGUCAUGGAUGUGUUCAAAAUAGGAUAUUACUCGAGCUUCUACAGCUGCCUGUCUGCGAUCAAAAUAAUCUACCCCAUUGUGCAAGCAAUAUUCGUGGCCGUCCAGACGUACUUCCUGUGGAUCUCUGCCAAAGACUGCGUCCACGUACACUUGAACGUUACCAGGUGCGGCUUGAUGCUAACACUGACUACAAACUUAGCGGUGUGGAUGUCAGCAGUGACAGAUGAGUCCGUUCACAAAGCACAUUCAAAGUUGAAGAAGAACAUGACAGAGGAAAUUUUCAGAUGGCUCCUGAAAGUGGGAAUGAGAAGUAGCUCAGCAGAAGAAUGCAAUUGCAACACACAAAUCUGCCAGGUCUUCAAGAACGGCUACUUUUGGCUGUACCCCUUUAAUAUUGAGUACAGUCUCUUUGCCUCUGCCAUGGUCUAUGUCAUGUGGAAGAACGUUGGACGCUUCAUAGACCACAACUCCCACCACGUUCACCACCUGAAGUUCAGGCUCUUCCGAAGGACCUUCUUUGUAGGCAUCAUGUUGGGCCUCAUCAUUCUGGUGAGUGGUUUGGGAGUCCUUGUUCUUUAUGAGGUGCAGGUAAAUUCCAGCACUGAAUCCAGCAAGAAGAGCCAAGCACUCACCAUGUACUACAUCUUCAACAUCGUUUGUCUGGGCCUGAUGUCUCUUGUCUGCAUUGGUGGCUCUGUCAUCUACCGGUUUGACAAGAGAGACAUGGAUCGGCACAAAAACCCAACCAGGACCCUGGACGUGGCCCUGCUGAUGGGUGCAGCCUUGGGGCAAUAUGCUAUUUCUUACUACUCCAUUGUGGCCAUUGUAGCCAGCACACCAAGGGACACUAUCAGCGCACUCAACCUCACCUACGCCCUCCUAAUGAUUGCCCAGCACACCUUCCAGAACAUCUUCAUUAUCGAAGGCCUUCAUCGGCAACCCCCCAAGGAAGACCACAAGCACGAUUCUCACCAGAAGGAUCUCUAUGGACUCACCUUUGUCAACAUCAAUGCAGUGUCCCUCCGUGUGCCCAACAGCGGCAGCACCUUGGCCCCUAGCACUGCCUCUGGCCCUGAAGCCAUCCAUCCUUCUGACCUCGUGCGGUCCCUCACCGCCCCCAAGAAGAUGAACUGGAGGAGGAAGUUCUUAAGGGAGAUCUCCAUGUUCCUCCUGCUGAGCAAUAUCAUACUCUGGAUCAUGCCAGCGUUUGGUGCCCGGCCCCAGUUUGACAAUGACACCGAACUGAACUUCUAUGGCGAUUCCAUGUGGCCGGCCAUCGUGGACAUUUGCCUGCCCUUUGGGAUCUUCUACCGAAUGCAUGCAGUGGCCAGUUUGCUGGAGGUCUACAUCAUGUCCUAA